AUGUCGUAUUACUUCACUGGAUCUCCUCCACCAAAGAAGAGGGCUCGAGCUGAUUGUUUCGAAGAGGACGAAGACUCUGCUGACUCAGAUGAUUCGUUCAACGAUCCGGUCCUUGCCGAACCUAGCCAGAUCACCCAGGCAAUAAUGCAAAGAAGAGGGGGCAGUCAGUGUAAUGAAAAUACUCCAGCCGCUGCCAGUUUUGGUGGACGAAAUGUGUCAAUUUUAACUUCUCCAACACGUGCCCCAGCGUCCGACUGUGCGACCAGCGGGAGGAAACCAUUCUCCAGGACAGCGACUAUUGGCACUCCACGUCGUUUCAAUGCACAGGAAAAGAAUGACUACCACCACAAUGGUCAAGUUUUAAUGCUGAAAAAUCGUGUGGAGAAUUUGGAAAGAGAGAAAGAACGCGCUGCCGCUGCUACACGUGACCAGUUAAUAGCAAAGGAAAAAGAGCAUGCUUCUGAAAUGAGCAGGAGAGAUGAACGAAUACAAGAGUUGGAAGCUCAAAUACAAAGUCUACGUCAAGAAAACCUGCAAAGCAGCUUCCAGCUCCAUAACGUGUCGCUCUCCGGAACGGUAGACCUUGAAAUGACCGGCGUAAACACCACUCUGCCUCCUGGGCCUUUACUGCAUACGAAGAAAGUGAAUUUCCCUCGAAAUGACAUGCGAUGGAAAACUGUCGGGCGAUUUGGAGCUGCUGCAUCGGUUUUCGGUACUUCUUCGACCAGUGGCGUUGGAGUUGAUAUUUGUUCGCGAUCGUUUGCUCAUAUGCCCAGUCAGAUGCUCAUGGAUCCACAAGGUCUCGAUCCAGUACCGCGCCUUUCCUCGGCAACGCCCGCAUUCGAGAAGACGGCUGCAUGCACCGAAGACAAGGAAUGUCAAGUCUCCAGAGUCGCCGAAGAUUGGAAUGUACACAGCGUCAUGAAGGAAUCGUCUCUGGAAUCACUCCUCAACAUUUCAUUGAUAUCCCAAGAAGAAAACUUUGACCUUUCCACUUUAAGCAUGCUUUGUAGAGCAAGCCAUUAUAUGGACCUGAAAAGUCUUUUGACAACACAAGGACCUGUUAAUGAUUCCUCUUUUUCUUGA
This is a messenger RNA of Necator americanus (New World hookworm), 1086 nucleotides long. RefSeq lists its product as uncharacterized. The coding region runs from base 1 to 1086 and encodes 361 amino acids. The transcript is spliced from 8 exons. The record is from RefSeq and is a predicted model, not a curated record. NCBI's taxonomy places the organism in Eukaryota, Metazoa, Nematoda, Chromadorea, Rhabditida, Ancylostomatidae.